Molecule: messenger RNA, 4077 nt
Organism: Anoplopoma fimbria (sablefish)
Lineage: Eukaryota; Metazoa; Chordata; Actinopteri; Perciformes; Anoplopomatidae
Gene: ablim2
Product: actin binding LIM protein family, member 2
Exons: 23
Coding region: 75-2243 (722 amino acids)
Biological process (GO): lamellipodium assembly; cytoskeleton organization
Cellular component (GO): actin cytoskeleton
Molecular function (GO): actin filament binding
Source: RefSeq, a predicted model, not a curated record
CGGGAUAUUAUCUAUAAUAACUAUCACUGAAGGACAUAAUAAAAUAUCACAUUUGGGAAAACAGCAGAGUGACAAUGCCAGAGGAGAAAGUGUUUCAGCAGCAGGCUGUCCACAGCCCUCUGGAGCAGCAGAAGCAGAAGCAAGGAGGAGGAGGACCUAUUCCCUGUCAGAACUGUGGAAAGCCGUGCAAAGGGGAGGCACUCCGGGUCCAGAACAAACACUUCCACAUCAAGUGCUUCGCCUGUAAAGUAUGCGGUUGUGAACUGGCACAGGGAGGAUUCUUCGUGCGACAGGGUGAAUACAUCUGUACUCUGGACUACCAGCGACUGUACGGGACUCGCUGCUUCAGCUGCCAGGACUUCAUUGAAGGAGAGGUGGUGUCCGCCCUGGGAAAGACCUACCACCCCCGCUGCUUUGUCUGCGCCUCCUGCAAACAGCCAUUCCCGGCUGGCGACCGAGUGACAUUUAAUGGGAAGGAGUGUAUCUGCCAAAAGUGUACCCAGCCUCUCGCUGCCAGCAGCCCUGCACCCAUACAGGCUGUCCACAACUGCUGCGGCUGUGGGAAGGAGUUUAAGAAUGAACAGUCCCUUGUGGCGCUGGACAAGCACUGGCACUUGGGCUGCUUCAAAUGUAAAGUGUGCAACAAGGUGCUCAAUGCCGAGUACAUCAGCAAAGAUGGAAUCCCCUUCUGUGAGAUGGACUACCACGCCAUGUUUGGAAUCCAGUGUGAGAGCUGCAAGAAGUACAUCACUGGAAAAGUCCUGGAGGCUGGAGAGAAGCACUACCACCCCACAUGUGCACGCUGUGCCCGCUGUGAGCAGAUGUUUGCAGAGGGAGAAGAAAUGUACCUACAAGGAUCUUCUAUCUGGCAUCCUCCAUGCAGACAAGCAGCCAAGCAGGAAGAGAAGAGCAAGAAGCAGGUCCGGAUACAGCUCAAUGACAUCCCUGAGCAGCAGGUGACCCGGACUUCAUCUGAGAGCAUAACUUCAGUCCCAGCAUCCAGCGCCUCGGGCUCUCCCAGCAGAGUCAUCUAUGCCAAACUAGGAGAGGAGAUGCUGGACUACAAGGACCUGGCAGCCCUCCCAAAGACCAAGGCCAUCUAUAACAUAGACAGGCCUGACAUGUUGUCCUACUCUCCAUACGUCAGCUACCCGUCUGAGGAGCGGCACUACGGAGAGUCCCCCCAGCUGCUUUCUCCUACUCCUACUGAGGGCGAUGGGGAGAAGUCACCCCUUCAGCGGAGGCCCUCCAGCCCUAGCUCCAACAGCUCCCUUGGGGGCUACGGACGGUACACCCCCUGCCGUUCCCCCCAGAAUUACAGCCGACCAGGGCCAGAGGUAUACCUUGGUGGUAGACACAGCAGCCAGGCCCAUGACUCCAGUUCUCACGUUUUGCCUCCAGCCCUCACGGGUGCCAUUAAGUACCCGUCCACCUGGGCCAGGGAUUCAUCUUCCCUCCCUGUGUAUGCUGCUGGGGCUGAAGGGAUCGGUGGUGGUAGUGGUUGUGGUAGUGGCAAGUACUCGCCCACACCAGUAGGCGGCAGUGCAGGCUUGUCUUUUCACCUAAACCCCACCACCCUAGCAAUGCUGCAACAGCACAACUACAUCCCUUACUUCAGAGGUAGUGAAAGUGGACGGAGUACCCCCAGCUUAUCCACCUAUUCUGAUGGCAAAUCCCCUUCCUCUACUUCUACAUACGUGGCUGCUCCCCGCCAUUUCCACGUACCAGAGACUCUGGUCAAAGAUAAUAUCUAUAGAAAACCCCCUAUCUACAAACAGCAUGCUUCUAGAACAUCCUGGCAGGAUGGGGAGGAUAGCAAGAGGACCAGUUGGAUGAUCUUAAAGAGUGAGAUUGAUGGUCCAGAAGACCUGGACCCCCGCAAAUCGACCUGCAGUCUGCCUACUGACACCUCCCAGCCUAAUUUCCCCUACAAUAAGUCUGCAUCCUUACCCGGCUAUGGAAGGAAUGGCAUUUAUAAGGCUGCUGAGAUGGUGGAGGAUGAAGCUGACCCAGACUCCCAGAGCUGGGGAGGCAUGAGAGAAUACAAGAUCUACCCUUAUGAAAUGCUGGCAGUGACACAUAGAGUGAAAGUGAAGCUUCCCAGAGAAGCCGAUCGCACCAGACUGGAGAGACACCUAUCCCCUGAGGACUUCCAGCAGGUUUUCGGCAUGACCCUGGAGCAGUUUGAUCGCCUGGCGCUCUGGAAGAAGAAUGACCUGAAGAAGAAGGCCCGCCUUUUUUAGACAGGAGAGAAAACAAAAGCAUCUCAACAAGCAUCCGUCCUGUGUGGGAGGAAGCAUAAAAAAAACCACCCCUUUGGAAAUAUCUAUAUAUGCAGCACCAUGAUACCCCUACUCUCCACCUGUAGAACGCCAUGCCAUCUGCUUGUGAUGCCACAAAGGGGCCCUCCAUGUGGAAACAUUUUCACGAUGUUGAGGCAGCAUCUUAAGCUUUUUGUAUGCAAUGUGGUCUGAAUGUCUGACUGACAGCCUUAUAGAGGAGAACGAGGAGCUGCGUUUGCAUGGCCUGUGUUGAUGCUCCUUGCCUCCCGUGAGGUUUCUGUAUCCCCCCCCUCCGUCUCGACGCUUCCUUACACCUGGCAAAAUAUUUAGUAAUUACAAACUAAGUCUUGUGCGGGCUUUCCCCCAGGUUUCUGUGGUUCUGACUGUAUAAUGUGCGCCUUCUUCUAAGCGAUCAAUCUUGAUUAAUCUUAGCUUACCUCCUUAUAUCUUGUGUUUUCAUUCUUUUAUUUGUCUCUCCGGAUCAUCAGUUUGCUGCUCUACUUGUUCUCUCUCGCUGUCUCUCCAUCAUUAUAAGUUUUAUCCCUGCACUGAGUUACUGUUACAUUGUCAAGCCAGUUCAUUUGUACAACCCUACCAUUACUUAAGGACAGUGAAGAGAAUGCAGACUGUAAACACUGUUCAAGCAUGCCAAGGCCAAAGACAGGGAUAAGAAACAACUCCAGCUCCUAUUAUCUCUUUCUUUAAAUACUCAUAAAGCAUCUUAUUUUACACUUAUGUUUACAGUAUUCCUUAAUGUUUUCCUUUAUCAGAGAAGUUGAGAAAGACUGGCCCGGUAGUUUUGAUGUGCGGUCCCAUAUCUUAUACAUACAUUUCAUAAAUCAGCGCAGCUAGGAGAGCCAGGGCUGGACAAGGGCCUCAAUACGUCAGUGAAUCACAGAUACGAGGAGGCUUUGGGAGGGGCCCUGCAGAAAACAUACAGUAAAGUACAAUUUCAGGGUGUGCAAAGGUGUCAAACAUGUAGGAUUCCCAGAGUCACCUGCCCUCAAAUCGAACAAACAAGUGAAAUUAUUUUUCUAAGCUAUUUUUGACGUCUGGAAAGGAUCAUUAAACCAAUCAUGAGACCCAGCUGAGAGAAAACAUAAUUUUGCUACCAGAAAGGAAAAUGCCCAUGCUGAUUUUGCAAAGCUUCACAGACCUGCAGCAAAACAAAAGGGGGGUCUUACUUGAUUUAUGAGUCAAUACUCUAACUGUGUUUUACCUUCUCAGAUGGAGAUUGAACUCCUCAUGUUUGUUGUUUAAAAGCAUUGUUGCGUACAGUAAAAGCUCCACAUUUAAGUCCGUCAGCUUUGCUUGAUGAUUUCUGGACUGUUCAUCGAUCAACUUGCCAACUAACAUAAUGCAAGAUUUAUGUGAACUUAUACUGGACAUAUACCAGAUAUAUUUGUCUGUCAUGGUGUAUAACUCUUCAGGCAUGCAUGAGGAUUGAGGUUUGUUCACUGACCUCAGAUUAGAAGUGAAUGAAAACAUUAUCAUCAAUGUGGUUUGAGUGAAUAAUUCUCUGGUUAAGUUUCAUCAAAUGAAAUGCCCGGGUCAGCACUUGCAUUAGCCUCUGUUGGGUAUUCAUUGAAUUGCAUUGGGGAAGGGAUUUUAUUUCAAAAUCUUAAGGGUGUAGUGCUGAUAGAAUAGCAUCACAUCAGUAGAGAGCUUUUGAAGAGAAACAUGUCAAAUUUUGAGUUUGUGUUAAAUUUUAUUUCUCCUGUAAGUAACACACUAACUGUUGCCAUGAAGCGUCAUGUCCUCUUUCUAAUAUCCAUCUGCUAUUAAAGUGCUUUAU